CCAUCAUCAUCCAAUUCACUCAUCGACCCCAAGGCCAUGCUCGGAUCGGAUAUCCCCCCGGUUCCCAGAGCACCCAUAACUACUAAAUUCUACUAGUAUCUAAAGACGAUUUGUGAGCAACAAAGCCCUCGUUUAUCUUGCUUCCAUCGGCUGCCCUGUCGAUCAAACGCCUAUUUUUUUUUUACCUUAAAACAAAUUUAAACAACUCGAUAAGACCACAGGUACUGUCUCUCUCUAUAUAUAUUUCUUUCUCUCGUCCUGGCAUACACCAGUCACGUAAAUACCAUACCCCAAGACACCAACUCACAAAACACGACCAAACAAUCCAAAAUGGGAUCCCUGGCCCCCUCGUCAUCCCGGCUCUUCGAGCCCCUUCGCAUCGGCACCAUGGACCUACACCACCGCCUCGUCAUGGCUCCUUUGACGCGCUUCCGCGCCGAAGACGAUACCCACGUGCCACUCCCCUUCGUAUCGACCUACUACGCCCAACGCGCCGCCGUCCCGGGCACGCUCCUCAUCACCGAAGCGACCUUCAUCUCGCACCGCGCCGCCGGCUACGCCAACGUUCCGGGCAUCUACUCGCGCGCCCAGAUCGAGGCCUGGAAGUCCAUCACCUCCGCCGUCCACGCCAAAGGUAGCUACAUCUACUGCCAACUGUGGGCGCUGGGCCGCACCGCCGACGCCGCCAACGCCAAAGCCGAAGGCAUCGAAAUCGUCUCGUCGUCCGCCAACGCCCUCGACUCCGCACACGCCGUCCCCAAAGAAAUGACCCGCGACGACAUCAAGCAGUUCGUGUCCGACUACGCCCAAGCCGCCCGCAAUGCCAUCGAGGCCGGCUUCGACGGCGUCGAGGUCCACGGCGCAAACGGCUACCUCAUCGACCAAUUCACCCAGGACACCUGCAACACCCGCACCGACGAGUACGGCGGCAGCAUCGAGAACCGCUCCCGCUUCGGCCUGGAGGUCACCCGCGCCGUCGUCGAUGCCGUCGGUGCUGAUAAGGUCGGCAUUCGUCUCUCGCCAUUCUCGAGCUUCCAGGGCAUGAAAAUGGACGACCCCAUCCCCCAGUUCACCCAUCUCAUCAAGGGCUUGAAAGAGCUCAAGCUCGCCUACAUCCAUGUCGUCGAGUCGAGGGUCUCGGGCAACGCCGAUAUCGAAUCUACGGAGAAGAUCGACUUCGCGCUCGAUGUCUGGGGCAAGACCAGUCCCGUCCUCGUUGCUGGUGGCUUUAGACCCGACUCGGCGAAACGUGCGGUCGACGAGGAGUACAAGGACCAGGACAUCGCGAUCGUGUUUGGCCGGUAUUUCAUUUCAACGCCUGAUCUGCCGUUCAGAAUUCAAAAGGGAAUCGAUCUCACCCCAUACGACAGGGAGUCCUUCUACAUUCCAAAAUCCGAAAAGGGCUACACCGAUUAUCCUUUCAGCCCAGAGUUUGAGCAGGAAGUGAAGGCAUAAAUUCCCCAGAAGCUGCAUAGAAAGUCAACAAAUCAUAGACUUCUAGACUAGCGAGCGCUAUAUAAGAAUAGAACUACCUGAGCUGCCUGCUGUGAGGCUGAAGCAUUCAGAUCCCAGAAUCAUGCCUUUCACAGCAUUGCCGGCUUGUGAGUCGAUGACAAAUGACCUCCUGCUUCAACAAACAUCCGUUUCUCAAAGGCCAAGUCACGAUCACUCAGACCACUGGCGUGCCAAUCGUCCUUGAGCCUCGUCUUCUCCAAGUCUUCAGCCAAUACCUGCUCCACAAUAUCCUUGACCAUGGCAGGCUGCCGAUAAUCAUAGCCCAGGAAAGCGGACAUUUUGCGUAUCUCCAAUGCCUCACGGCCGGUGCUCGGGUCGCGUAAGAUAAUGUCUCGUGGUCGUUUCUUGUCCUUGUCCUUUCCUUUUGGCUUUAUGUUCUCAGCAGCGGCUUUUUCGUCUGGCCCAUCAACAUGGCCUGCAUGGUCCAUGGCGGGUGAGGUACGCUCGUCGACACCUGAGACGGGCAGAUCGGGUGGCUGCAGCAAUGGAUUUCUCAUGUCGUUCAUGCUGUCCGCCCGGGACAAGCCUGGUACAGGCGUAGCGGAUCCCUUGCGGGGCAUGUUGAUGGCCAGUGAUGGUACGAUAUUUUGGUCCUCAUGUUGAUGCUGACUGAUUUGCGAUGAUGCCUGGGCGAGGAGCGGCGACACAUUGAGGUUUACAUCUCCAUCAACGGUUGGGGUGGCGGCAGCAUCCUCGUCGUCUUCAUCAAAGGUACUUGCAGAGUCGAUGUCGGAGAUGGGGUCUUCUUCGUCAAAGUAUGUCGUAUCCUCCCAAUCCUUUACAUUGGGUGGAUAAGGCGCACGUCGAAGAUGGAUUGUGUUCCAGUCGAUGUCUUUGAGGAAUGGAUGGCGCUUGAUAUCUUCUGCAUCACCCGCAUGCACAAAGUAGCCUUCAUAAUGUGGACUCUUCUUAUCGGCACUGACUUUGACCACUCUACCUCCAAUAAUCUUUCUUUCGUAGUCAUUGACCUGGUACUGCCUGCUACAAAGUCUUCUCUCUUUC
Molecule: messenger RNA, 2517 nt
Organism: Exophiala xenobiotica
Lineage: Eukaryota; Fungi; Ascomycota; Eurotiomycetes; Chaetothyriales; Herpotrichiellaceae
Exons: 1
Coding region: 331-1455 (374 amino acids)
Molecular function (GO): NADPH dehydrogenase activity; FMN binding
Source: RefSeq, a predicted model, not a curated record